AUGGGAGAAUUGGUCUGAGAAGCCGGCAGUAGUUCCACCCUCGUUCGCAGAUAUUCGCAGACGCCAGGCACCCUUGUCUGACAGUCAGGUUCAGAAUCAACAGACAGCCAGGAUAGCCUCGAGACCGUCAGACAGAGUCCAGCAAGCAAUACUGGACUGUUUCCCAACUGAUCCCAACUCCGGAUACAUUGUUUCCGAUUCCUUGCAUCAGCUUGUCAAGGCAAUGUCUGUUGGGAACUGGUGUGCUCAGAGUCUGUAGUUACCUAUUCCGAAACAGCUACUUGUUUUCCUUGGUCUUUAGAAGGUCUCGCGAGGAAAGGGCCGUCUUUCUCGCGAGCUUUCCUCUUCGAGCAUCUUGCGUAAUGGAUUUUUUACGCAGACAGUAGCGUCUGAGUUGAAGAUUAUUGCGACCUUCAUCCGUUCGCGUCCCGCGAGAUAGUUUCUCAGCAAUAGCCUGCUGCAUCCUCUGUAGAGCCUCGGUUUCUACUGACUCUGUUGCCAUGUACAGUAACUUUAAGGAGCAAGGGAUCGAGUAUGCGAAGCAGGCUGUAUUGGAGGAUACAGCUGGCAACUAUGCCAAGGCCUUGCCUCUCUACAUGAACGCGCUCGAGUAUUUUAAGACCCACCUGAAGUACGAGAAGAACCCGAAGAUUAAAGAAGCCAUUCAGGCCAAGUUUGUCGAAUACCUAGAUCGAGCCGAGCAGAUUAAGGAGGUAUUGGAAGGAGCACCGCAGAACGGAGCGCCGGGAGACGCGGCGUCUGCGAUCAAGCCGAAGGCGAAGAAGGGCGGAGCCGGUGGGGGGGAUGACGAUGACGCCGCGAAGCUUCGAUCGGGAUUGAAUUCGGCCAUUGUGCGAGAGAAGCCAAACAUCAAGUGGUCUGACGUGGCAGGGCUGGAAGGCGCGAAGCAGGCUCUGCAGGAGGCGGUCAUUCUGCCGGUCAAGUUCCCCCAGUUCUUCACAGGCAAGAGGCGGCCAUGGAGAGCGUUCCUGCUGUACGGGCCUCCUGGCACGGGCAAGUCGUACCUCGCCAAGGCCGUCGCCACGGAGGCGGAUUCCACCUUCUUCAGCAUUUCGUCGUCCGACCUGGUGUCCAAGUGGAUGGGCGAGAGCGAGAAGCUGGUGGCGAACCUCUUUCAGAUGGCACGGGAGAGCGCGCCGUCCAUCAUCUUCAUCGACGAGAUCGACUCGCUGUGCGGGCAGAGGGGUGAGGGUAACGAAAGUGAAGCAUCACGGCGUAUCAAGACGGAGUUCCUGGUUCAGAUGCAGGGCGUGGGCAACGAGGACAACAAAGUACUGGUUCUUGCUGCCACCAACACGCCUUACUCGCUCGACCAGGCUGUGCGCCGGCGCUUUGACAAGCGCAUCUACAUCCCACUACCAGAUGUGAAGGCGCGGCAGCACAUGUUCAAGGUGCAUCUGGGAGACACGCCUUACAGUUUGUCUGAGAGGGAUUUCGAGGAGCUGGCGCAGAAGACAGAUGGAUUCUCGGGGUCCGAUAUUGCUGUCUGUGUGAAGGAUGUACUUUUUGAGCCGGUCCGGAAGACACAGGAUGCCAUGCACUUUAAGAAGGUGUCCAAGGACGGGGACAUGUGCUACAUGCCGUGUGGCCCCAGGGAGGCAGGCGCUAUUCAGACCACGAUGGAGGAGCUGGCAGCGCAGGGGCUGGGAGAGAAGAUCGUCCCUCCUCCCAUUAUGAAGUCAGAUUUUGACAAGGUGUUGUCGAGACAGAAGCCAACUGUAAGCAAAGACGACCUAAAGAUUCAAGAGAAAUUCACGGCAGAGUUUGGAGAGGAAGGGUGAAUGUGGAGUGUUAUGGCCAUUUUUUACCCCAUGGAAGAUGAGGUACAUGUUGGCUUUGAAUUGUGUUAUUCUUAUACACGAAUGUCCUUUAUCACACUAUAAUAGGUCUUAGGCUUUCAGUUGUUAAUAAUCUGGUAUCAAUUGUACGCGACAUGGUAUGA
Molecule: messenger RNA, 1963 nt
Organism: Closterium sp. NIES-67
Lineage: Eukaryota; Viridiplantae; Streptophyta; Zygnematophyceae; Desmidiales; Closteriaceae
Source: the annotation of a GenBank genome assembly